GGACCAGCGUCCCCAACAUGGUGCUUAUUGGAUCCCUUAUCAUCCUUGAGUGACCCGGCUAAGCCAGAACCUUCUCAGUUCCACCGUAAAGCCUUCUGAAGCCAAGGGGAUCGCAGCUGGAUCCAGAAGCCCUGAGAAAUGUCUUUGCUGCAGACUCUUGACAGAAGGGGAGAUUCUGUCUUGCCCACAGAGCGAAAUCUGUGGAAACCCUUUUCCUCCUGCUCUACCCAGAAUUCCUCUUCUCAUGGCCUCUGAAUCUCCCUCUCUCAGUUCCCCCCAGACUCCCUGCUGCCCCCUUCUGCUGAGAUGGAGUCUCUGGCAUUUUCUUGAGAGGAGCCGGUUGAACUUCUCUGGUUGCUUUUGAGUUUUCUUGCAUUUUUUCUGGGUAGCAUCACGAAGGCCCAGGAGCCCAAGGAAUCCUCGGAGGAGGAGGGAGGGGCAGGGUUGUGUACUGUUCUUCUGUCACACUUUGUCCCUGUCAGUGAGAACAUCAGGAACGCCACCACCAGUGAGCGUGCUUAUCUCUACCAGCCCCUCACCAGCAUCAUCUUCACCGUCACCUCCAUCACCAUCAUCCCCACCAUCCCCACCAUCAUCCUCGUCCUCGUCGUCAUCAUCAUCAUCAUGACCACCACCAUCUUCACCAUCUUCAUCAUAGCAGCUACUGUUCACUGAGUACUCGCUACGGGGCAGGCAUGGCACUGAGCAUGUUACGUACAUUCUGUCACUCAGUCCUCCGUAUGACCUUGCAGGAGAGAUACUAGAGUGACUGCUGUCAUGGUCACAGAGGUGUACGAGGGCGGGAGCAACGUGGACCAGUUUGUGACACGCUUUCUGCUGAAGGAGACGGCCAAUCAGAUCCAGUCGCUGCUGAGCUCCGUGGAGAGUGCGGUGGAGGCCAUCGAGGAGCAGACCAGCCAGAUCCGACGGAACCACAGCAAGCCCAGCCACGGCGUGGUGGAGACCUGGUCUGGAAGCGCUGUGCCCCCCCACGCCCCCAACCCCAAGCUGGGGGCCUCAGAACAAGGGAAGAGUCUUCCUUCUGUCACUGCGGACCCCAAGGAGGAGGGCCUGGAAGCCCAGAUCAGCCGCUUGGCAGAACUAAUAGGACGGCUGGAGAGUAAGACCCUUUGGUUUGACCUUCAGCAGCGCCUCUCGGAUGAAGAAGGCACCAACAUGGUGAGGCCUGCUCCCUUCCUGUCCCUUUCCUGUGGCCCCAUCCCUGCCUGA
Messenger RNA from Leptonychotes weddellii (Weddell seal), 1230 nucleotides. NCBI's taxonomy places the organism in Eukaryota, Metazoa, Chordata, Mammalia, Carnivora, Phocidae. The record is from RefSeq and is a predicted model, not a curated record.